This is a messenger RNA of Aureobasidium melanogenum CBS 110374, 1371 nucleotides long. Its product is annotated as glycoside hydrolase family 61 protein. Bases 1 to 1371 code for a protein of 456 amino acids. The record is from RefSeq and is a predicted model, not a curated record. Gene Ontology annotation, molecular function: chitin binding. Lineage: Eukaryota; Fungi; Ascomycota; Dothideomycetes; Dothideales; Saccotheciaceae. The transcript has 3 exons.
AUGAAGAUCUCUUCAGUCGUUCCUGUGCUCGCCUUGAUGGCUGCGCAGAGCGUCAAUGCACACACUCUGUUUUCUGAACUCUACGUUGAUGGCGCAGCUCAAGGUGAUGGCACCUGCAUUCGCAUGCCUUCUGAUCCCAACACUGCCACCGAUCCCAUUCCCAGCCUCGACAGCAGUGACAUGGCCUGCGGCGUCGACGGUACUAAGGGUUUUGCUCGUGUCUGCUCGGUCGACAGCGGAUCUGUUCUCAGCUUCGAGUACCGCGACUGGCCCGACAACCCAUCAAUCGGCAGCAUCGACAUCUCUCACAAGGGACCUUGCGCCGUUUACCUCAAGAAAGUCGACUCGGCUAUCGAUGAUCAGGGUACUGGCGAUGGUUGGUUCAAGAUCUGGGAUGAGGGCUACGACGAGUCUGCUGGCAAGUGGUGCACUGAGAAGCUGAUCGCCAACAAUGGUCACCUCAGUGUCAACAUGCCUAAUGGCCUACAAGGCGGCUACUACCUCGUGCGCCCUGAGCUUCUUGCUCUCCACAACGCCGACAAGGGCGAUCCUCAGUUCUACGUUGGCUGUGCUCAGGUCUGGCUCAACUCUACUGGCUCCCAACUUCCUCAAAAGACCGUCUCCAUUCCAGGCUAUGUCGACUACAACCAGCCCUCCACCUCCUUCAACAUCUGGAACGAGCCCAUGGCCUUGCCUUACCCUAUCCCUGGUCCUGCUGUCUAUGUUCCUUCGUCUUCAGCUGUCGGCAACCAAAAGCUGAGAGUGUCUCAACAGCAGCAGACUGAAGGUCUCGCCCCCAGCGACUGCGUCGUCACAAACGGCAACUGGGAUGGCAUCGAGCUUGACAAAUACAGCGACCAGGCCGGCUGCUGGAACGCCAGUACUGCAUGCUGGGCACAGUGCAAGGAGUGUUACGCCGUUGCUCCGCCUACUGGCAACGCCGGCUGCAAGAUUUGGGAAGACAAGUGCCAGAACAUCAACGACCAGUGCAGUGCUGGCAACUACAAUGGUCCUCCCAACUACAUGCAGAACCUCAAUCCUCCCGUCAAGCAAGUCAGCCUUCCUGCCGCCGUGUCUGCUCAGAACGGCGAUGCUAAGGCCACAGCUGUCACUCCUCCUUCCGAAGGCAACUCACUGACCGUCUCCACUGACGGUAGUUGCGGCAACGGCGUGACCUGUCAGGGCUCGAGCCUCGGUAAUUGCUGCUCAAGUCACGGCUACUGUGGCUCCAGCGCUGAGUACUGCCAGGCAGGCUGUAACAGUGCUUUCGGCACUUGCAGCAGCGGUCAAUCCAAGAGAGACGAGCACAACCACAUGCACGUCCACAAGCAUGCUUACCAUGUCGGUGGCGAUGUCAGAACGAUGCCAUGA